AUGUCGCAAGUCAAGUUCGAACAGAAGGAGACCGUCCGCACCUCCAGCGGCGGCCGGGGAGGCCCACCACCUCCUAAGGAAGAUCUGGCACACGAGAUUGGCAAUGCCCUGACCAAGGGCGCUGGUCCCAAUGGAUAUCUUGCUUGGUACCUCAAGAAGCUGCAAGAAGACCCCCUCCGAACCAAGAUGAUCACGUCAGGUACUCUCGCUGGUCUGCAAGAGUUUCUGGCCUCAUGGAUCGCAAAGGACCGAAGCAAGCACGGUCACUACUUCACCAGUCGCGUCCCCAAGAUGGCCAUCUACGGAGCUUUCGUCAGCGCACCUUUGGGACAUGUCAUGAUCUCCAUUCUCCAGAGACUCUUCGCCGGGCGAACGAGUCUACGUGCCAAGAUCAUGCAGAUCAUUGUGUCCAACUUGAUCAUCUCCCCCAUCCAGAACGCAGUCUACCUCACAUCAAUGGCAGUCAUCGCCGGCGCCCGAACAUUCCACCAGAUCCGUGCGACCGUUCGCGCUGGUUUCAUGCCAGUGAUGAAGGUAUCGUGGAUCACCUCCCCAAUCGCACUCGCAUUCGCCCAAGCUUUCCUUCCCAACGAGGUCUGGGUACCAUUCUUCAACUUCGUCGGAUUCGUCAUUGGCACCUACAUCAACGCACACACCAAGAAGAAGAGGCUGCAAGCUCUGCGACGGAAGUACCAGGACGGACGGACAACGGAUGGAAGGAGCGACUACGAUCGUCGACCGGGACAGGGAGGGUACUAG
Zasmidium cellare ATCC 36951 is the source of this 759-nucleotide messenger RNA. RefSeq lists its product as uncharacterized. The transcript is spliced from 3 exons. The record is from RefSeq and is a predicted model, not a curated record. NCBI's taxonomy places the organism in Eukaryota, Fungi, Ascomycota, Dothideomycetes, Mycosphaerellales, Mycosphaerellaceae. The coding region runs from base 1 to 759 and encodes 252 amino acids. Gene Ontology annotation, cellular component: membrane; cytoplasm.